Protopolystoma xenopodis is the source of this 1049-nucleotide messenger RNA. Lineage: Eukaryota; Metazoa; Platyhelminthes; Monogenea; Polystomatidea; Polystomatidae. The record is from the annotation of a GenBank genome assembly.
GUAAAAUUUCUCAUUUUUGUGUACAUCUCUAUAUAUGGCUAAAUCUCUUAACAUCGUUGUCAUGCUUUACAGAGUUAAUCAGUGCUAACGUUGACAUUGAGCAUGUGCUGGAAAAAGGAACAAAACUAUUGGCUUCUGGGCAGCUAAUGGAUGCCCUUUCUCUUUAUUCGCAAGCCGUGGAUGCUGAUUCAAAGAAUUUUAUUGCUUAUUAUAGAAGAGCUACUGCUUAUCUUGCUAUGGGGAAGACCAAAAUGGCAUUGCCGGAUUUAGAAAAGACACUUGAGCUUAAUCCGGGCUAUAUUCCAGCUGUGAAACAGCGCGCCUCUAUCUACCUAAAAAUGGGGCGAUUUUCGGAUUCUAUUUCAGACUAUUCUUUCCUUACUUCUCAUGACCCUGAGGCCGAAUCCAAGAUUAAUCUGGUAAUAAGUCUACGCGAUAAAAAAGAAGAAACCAGUAGACUAAUUUCGGGUCGUAAAUAUUCUGAGGCGAUUUCCCUCUUGGAUUCACUUAUAGAAUCAGUAUCUCUAAGUCAAGAACUACGCGAAAUGCGCGGCACGUGUUACCUUAAUCUGCAAGAAAUUCAAAAAGGUAUACAAGAUCUUCGGAAUGGUGCUCAUCUAACUAACGAUAAUCGUGCAGGACUUUUGCAUUUGUCUAUUUUAAUGUACGAGUUCGGACUUGCCGUGCAGUCAUUGGAGGAAAUUCGUGAAUGUCUGCGCCUGGAUCAGGAUGAUAAGCCUUGUCUUGAGCAUUACAAACGAGUAAAAAAUCUAGCAAAGGCCAUUAAAGGUGCUCAAGAGGCUUCUGAGGCAGGAAGGUAUGAUGAAUGCAUCAAAGAAGCGGAAAAAAUAAUUUCUUAUGAAUCAAAAAAUCAGGAAUAUAUUCUACAGGCUAAAGUAAAUCUAUGCCACUGCAAAGCAAAAUCCGGAGCUAUAGAUUCUGUGGAGUAUUGUGAGAAAGUCGUUGAAAGGUAUCCUGAGUCCACUGAUUACCAAUGUAACCUAGCGGAGGCUCUUAUAAAUGCUGAUCGACUUGAUGAAGGCAAGUAA